Erpetoichthys calabaricus (reedfish) is the source of this 3129-nucleotide messenger RNA. RefSeq lists its product as uncharacterized. The record is from RefSeq and is a predicted model, not a curated record. NCBI's taxonomy places the organism in Eukaryota, Metazoa, Chordata, Cladistia, Polypteriformes, Polypteridae. The transcript has 8 exons. Bases 1 to 3129 code for a protein of 1042 amino acids.
AUGGUAUUUGAGGACUGCAAAUUCAUUAGCUUAUCAAGCACAGUUGUCAAUGCAUUAGACAGCUCAAACAACAUCGAGAGCCACUUUGGCAAGGACGGCCUAAAGCUUGUACGUGAGUAUGAGCAAACAGCACGCAAGAUGGCAGACUACAGGAACCAUCUGAGAUUCAGCCUCAGAUGUAGACAGAGCGGGAUCACUCCUAAAAGUAUACAGAUGAAAUCGUCAGUAAAAGGCCUGCGAGCUAACAAAAUCCUCCAGAAGGCACAGAGUCAGCUGCUAAAUGAAUGGGUGAGACAAACUAACUUCACUAUUGAUGUUUUAAAAUCCAAAGAGGAGCAGAUCCACCAAAGACUUUCUUCACUUCUAGAUGAGAAAACACUUCAGCAGGUGCUUGAGUUCACCGAGAAGGCUCGUCUAGCACAGCAUGAAAAGUCUAAAACCAGGCAAAAGAGGAAGUUUGAUCUACUUGCUGUGCGCCACAAACACCAGCACACUAUGGGGCGUGUCCUCCACAACCAGCAGAGAGAAGGAUGCCAGACAGAAACUAAAGAUGUGGACAAAUGGGUGAAGAACUUGUCUGACAAACAACUCACCCAAGCAGAGAAAAACGUCCUUUCUAAAGGGUUAAUUUUUGCGGUCACACCGAAACAAAUCCCGCUAGUGGAACUGAUUACAGCCACAGAAUCUGCUAUCAGAAACAACAACAUUGCUGAUUUGGAAGCAGAACAACUGUGGAUAAAAGUUUCGGCAUGUCUCAGCAAUGCAAAACCCCCUGCAUCCAAUAUCAGCAUUGAGGAGAGGAAGGCCCUCACGGCACUCAGCAAGGACAACAACAUCAUCAUCCUUCCAGCGGACAAGGGGAGAUGCACAGUUGUGCUAAACCAGACAGACUACCAUGAGAAAAUUUUAUCUCUGCUCAGUGACAAAAAUACUUAUGAGCCCUUAAAGCGAGAUCCAGGUAGUGGUUACAAGAAAAAGGUGAUAGAUUGUCUUAAGCAGUUAGUUCAGGACAAUGCUAUUGACCGGCCCACAUACCACAGAUUAUACCCAGGGGAAUCUACACCAAGCCUGUGUGGUCUACCAAAAAUACACAAACAGGGUGCUCCUUUAAGACCCAUUGUCUGCAUGAUCAAUUCAGUCACGUAUAACAUCUCCAAGUUCCUGGCCACUGCUCUUAACCCGGUGGUAGGCAGCUCAAAACACCACAUUCAGAACACAUUGGAUUUCGUGGAGAAAGUGAGAGAGGUCAUUAUGGAGGCAGAAGAAACCUUGGUCUCAUUUGAUGUUACAUCUCUAUUCACUUGUGUCCCAGUGACUGAAGCAGUGGAGGUAGUACGUAAGAGAUUACAGAAUGACCCCACUCUCAGUAAAAGAACCUCUCUCAACGCAGACCAAGUGUGCCUGCUUUUGGAACUGUGUCUUCAAUCAACAUAUUUCAUAUACAAAAGCCAGUACUACAGGCAAAAGCACGGGUGUGCCAUGGGUUCCCCUGUUUCACCUAUAGUAGCCAAUCUAUAUAUGGAAGAAGUGGAAAAGAGGGCUCUAUCAUCCUAUCCUGGAACACCACCGAGCCAUUGGUUCAGAUAUGUGGAUGACACCUGGGUGAAAAUCAGAUCUCAGGAGGUACCACAGUUCACAGACCACAUCAACGGGGUGGACAAACACAUCAAGUUCACCAGAGUGGAUAUGAAAAAUAACAAGCUAGCCUUCUUAGACUGUGAAAUUUCCAUCGUCAACGGGGGACAUUUGAAAGUGGAUGUGUACUGUAAACCCACACAUACGGACCAGUAUCUAAGGUUUGACUCUCACCAUCCACUAGAGCACAAACUAGGUGUCAUUAGGACUCUACAACACAGAGCUAACACCAUUCCCACAGACUCAGAGGCCAGGGAAGCAGAAGAACACCACGUCAAAAAGGCCCUGAGUAAAUGUGGAUAUCCCAGCUGGUCCUUUGUCAAAGCAGGGAGGACACCUAAAGAACGCUCCAAGCGGAAAACCUUAGUGAUCCCGUAUGUGUCAGGAGUAUCGGAACAGCUGAGGCGCAUUUUCUCGAAACACCAGGUCUCGGUGGCUUUCAAACCCCAAAACACGGUACGCCAAAGAUUGGUCCAUCCCAAGGAUCGGGUCCCACGGCACAAACAGAGUAACAUAGUUUACGCAGUUAAGUGCCAGGAGGAGUGCCGUGAAUUGUACAUCGGGGAAACCAAGCAGCCACUGGCUAAGCGCAUGUCACAACACAGAAGAGCUUCCUCGUCAGGCCAGGACUCUGCAGUCUAUUUACAUCUACAGGAUAGUGGUCACUCCUUUAAAGAUGAAGAGGUGCACAUCCUGGACAGGGAGGAGCGCUGGUUUGAGAGAGGAAUCAAGGAGGCCAUUUACGUGAAAAAGGAACGACCAUCUCUGAACAGAGGAGGGGGCCUAAGAGUACAUCUGUCGCCAUCUUACAAUGCUCUGUGCUCAUUCUCCAACAGCAAUGUGGUAACUCCGCAGCAUCAGCUUCCAACCACACUCAGCAACCAUCUGAACAUUCGAAUGCAUCCUGCUGUUCGGUGCACAAUUCUGUUCAGCUUCCUUCACAUAAUGUUUAAUGGCUGCCCUCAUGCUAUCAUGUGCAGUAUGUUUGCCUAUCAGGCACAUAUAGCUGUGGAGGAUACUAUCAUCUGCAUGCUCCACAGAGACCACUUAGACAAAGCUGGUACCAAAACAAGGAUAAUGUUCUUUGACUUUUCCAGUGCUUUUAACAGCAUUCUACCUCAUCAACUGGGAAAAAAGCUCAAGGCUUUGAAUCUUGACGCUCCCACAACUUCCUGGAUCAUGGACUACCUGACCAACAGACAGCAGUUUGUAAAGUGCAGUGGGAGGGAAUCUGAGGUUGGGAGGACAGGAGAUCAAAACUGCCAAAAUAACACAGAUAAAAACAGGAUUAUGGUUCAUACUCAGACUAUCCCUAUUGAAAGUACGGCUAGCCAUGACAUGUUUGUGCACACAGAUGCAGCCAUUGACAGGAUUACUGCGUUAUUUUGCAGGAUGCUACCUGCAGCAGACUGCUCAAGAUCAUACAAUUUCAAGAAUUUUCAGGAAUAUCUCCGCACUACCUUUAAAAACUAUCAGGCAACAGUGGAAGCCUGA